AUGAACAUAUUUAUACCGACGAAAGAAAACACGGGAAGAUUCUUUCACUACUGUCGACUGCUAUUCUCACUGGAUUAUUCAAAGACCGAUGUUUUCCUCAUUUUGACUGGUCUCUUAUUCUCCAUUGCGGCUGGCAUUCCUUUCCCUCUACUGGGUAUUGUCUUUGGUGACCUGAUCAACGAUCUAAACACAGCAACUUGUUCGAACUCCUCAUCAACAGACAGAAAUGUAGCGGAUGGUGUACAGCAGAAAGUGCUGUAUACUAUCUAUAUUACUAUUGCCAACUUUUGUUUUAUAUACAUCCAUUGCAGCUGCUGGAGCUAUAUUAGCGAGCGCAUCGCUCGAAGAUAUCGUCGACACUACUUCAAGAGCAUUAUUAGACAAGAGGCAGGCUAUAUUGAAAGCCUUCCAGCAGGGGAUGUCCUCUGCCGACUGGCCAGCGAUAUUGAAGUAGUGCAAUCAGGCACUUCAGAGAAAGUGGGAUUAGUGAUAUCCACACUCUCAUAUUUUGUCACAUCCUAUAUCGUUGCUUUCAUCAAGGUUCCGACCAUUGCGGGCAUGUUGGUAUCAGUGGUGCCUUGCUACUUUCUCAUGUCUUAUGCCGGAGGAUACUUCAUCAAAAAGUAUUCAGCUAGCAUUUCGGAGCGUGUUAGUGCAGCCACCUCGAUUGCAGCCUCAAGUUUGUCACAUUUGACACUUGUGCAUGCCUUUAAUUCAAACGAUCGCUUAGAGAGACUUUUCUCAGGCCAUCUAUCGGAAUCUCGAAUUGACGCUCUUAAAAAGGCUGGAACACAUGCUUGCCAGAUCGGCUUUCUCUAUUUCGUCGCCUACAGUGCCAAUUCAUUGGCAUUCUGGGAGGGUUCCCGGCUAAUUGCCAACUCAGUGGAAACCGGUGGUACUGGCACAUCAGUCGGAGCUGUCUACACAGUAAUCUUCGUGCUGAUAGAUGCCUCAUUUAUAUUAAGCCAGGUUGCUCCAUUUGUCCAUAUUUUUGCGUCCGCCGCUGGUGCAUCUGAAAGGCUCUUGUCAGUCAUCAAUAGACGGUCUAAGAUUGAUGGCACAUCAGGAACUGGUGACAAAUCAAUCUCAUUCAGUUCAAUGGAAAUAACUUUCCGCGAUGUACACUUCAGCUACCCAUCUCGACCCGAGGUACCUGUUUUAAAAGGUGUUAGUUUUACUAUUCAAGCACGAAAACAUACUGCCAUAGUUGGCCCGUCUGGCAGUGGAAAGUCUACUAUCAUGGCUCUGCUAGAACGCUUCUAUGACCCGACGACUGGCGAAAUAUGCAUUGGUGGCCAAGCAAUACGGGCAUUGAAUGUGAAAUAUCUGCGUGGAAACAUCGGAUUUGUGCAGCAAGAGCCGUCUUUGUUGGACCUUUCAAUCUUGGAAAAUAUUGCUUAUGGGCUGGUUGCUUCUGCCGCCGAAGAGCAUAAGGCCCUCGCAACCUUCAUUCUUGAUUCUACCCUGUCGAAUCUAGCAAAGGAAAUUCGCUCUGGCAUGCUUGAAAAGAACGUUCUUGAGAAAUACGACCCGAAAGUUUCCGAAAUUGUGAAAUUGGUUCGCAAAGCUGCGAACGAGUCCAAUUCUUUGACCUUCAUUGAUGCUCUGCCACAUGGGUUUGCGACAAAUGCAGGCUCUAGCGGGAAUCUAUUGAGCGGUGGGCAGAAGCAGCGAAUAGCAUUGGCGCGAGCACUGGUUCGCGAACCGGCGCUGCUUAUCCUUGAUGAGGCGACGGCGGCUCUGGACUCUACUAGCGAACGACUGAUUCAAGAUGCCUUGGCUAAAGUGGCUGAAAGAGUUACGAUAGUGUCGAUUGCCCACCGCUUAGCUACUGCCAAAGAUGCUCACAGUAUUGUGGUGUUUAAAGAGGGCCAAGUUGUUCAGCAGGGUUCUCAUGCUGAGCUGGUUGCAGAAGGUGGAACUUACGCUGAGAUGGUGAAGCUUCAGAACCUUGGAAAAAUGGGCCUAGCAAAUCCUCCUACCCAGGAUCCAAUUUGUGAAGCUCAAGACGAUACCAACAAGACCUUUAUUGCCGCUGAAAAACAUAACUUUCUCGACACAGGCAGUACAGAUAUUACCGACGAAGCGCUUCCCACUUACACUGUGGAGCCACAGGAUAAAGGAAUCGGGAAAGAACAGGAAGCGAAGAAGAAAAUUAAUUCUUCAAAAAAAACAGCCAAGAGGUCCCGAUGGUUUACGACAAAGGUUGUGUUUUCUUUAGUGCGUCCAGACAUGGGCUAUAUUACCCUUGGAUUGGCCAUGUCCGUGGUGAUUGGAGGUAGUUACACAGCUGAAGCGGUCAUUUUUGGGCACACAGUUGGUAGUUUGAGCCCCUGCGCUGGAUCCGAUUCAAUCCGAAAUAGCGGACAGCUCUACGGACUUUUGUUUUUCGUUAUGGCUCUUGUUGAGUUGUUUACGAAUGUGAUUGGAGGUUGUGCGUUUGGUUGGGCUGCAGACAAAAUUUUAUACCGCAUCCGUGUUCUAUCCUUGCGAUCUCUCUUGGAUCAGACGAUUCAAUGGCAUGGAAUGAGCAACAGAACACCCGGCAUCCUCAUAACAUACAUCACAGGUGAUGCCACGGCUCUUAGCAGUAUUACUGGAACUACUAUUGGUCUACUCUUAGCUAUGGCCGUGAACUUGAUUGCUGGGAUAGUGGUCUCAUUUGCAAUCGCGUGGAAGAUUGCUAUCGUGCUUCUUCCUACAAUACCUGUGUUGUUGGCUUCUGGUAUGAUGAAAUUACGAACCCAAGCUCAAUUUGCAGAGCGUCAUCAGAAAGCAUUUGCAAAAGCAACUGCAAUUACAGUUGAAGCUGUCGACAAUAUUAGGGUAAUUGCCGCCUUUUCCUUGGAGAAACAGUCCUAUUCUGUUUAUGAACGAGCAUUGCACGCGCCAUACCAGGAAACAUUGAGAUCCAUUGCGAUCGGAAACGUAUUUCUGGCAUUUGCUUUCAGCGUCAGCAACCUGGUCUACGCUUUGGCAUACUGGUGGGGCACCAAGCAGAUUGUGGCAGGUCUAUAUUCUCAAACCCAAUUUUUCAUUGUUUUGCCCGCGUUGCUGUUUAGUACACAGUCUUGCGGCCAAAUGUUUGCAUUGGCGCCAGAUAUUUCGAAAGCAGGCAUCGCUGCCUCGAACAUUGCAGAGUUGCUCACAACACGCUCGGUAGAUGAGGAGUUGAAUAUUGGUACUUCAGGCAAGAUAAAGGGCUACUUAACCUGUCUCUUGAAUGAGAAGGUCCUCGACAUAGAGGCAGCACAUAUUGAGCAAAGGAGCCUGGAUGCGCCCUAUUCCGCUUUGAGGGCUUGGGGAAUUGGGGCAGAAUUGCAGAAUAUAUAUUUCGAGUAUCCAUCUCGACCGGGCCAAACGGUUCUACGUGGUCUAAGCUUGAGAAUCAAGCCUGGAAAAUUCUGCGCCCUGGUAGGGCCCAGUGGCUCGGGUAAGUCCACGAUAUUCGCGAUGUUGGAGCGAUUCCACCGCCCUGAGUCCGGAGCCGUUAUAAUCGACGGUAUCAACAUCACCCAGCGGCUUGGAACAGGGUUUCGUGAUGAUAUAGCUCUUGUUCCACAAGAGAAUGUCCUAUUCGAAGGAACUGUCGCAUUCAAUAUUGGACUCGGAGCUCGCCCAGGCCAUCAACCUUCCCAAGAGGACAUUGAAGAAGCCUGCCGCAUGGCCAACAUUCAUGACGUGAUCAUGGCCUUACCACAUGGCUAUCAAACACAAUGCAGCCGGGAUGGUAAACAAUUCUCCGGUGGUCAACGCCAGAGGUUAUCUAUUGCGAGAGCUCUAGUGCGCCGUCCCCGCAUGUUGCUGUUGGAUGAGUCGACUAGUGCCCUUGACGUCGAAUCUGAAAAGCGGAUCCAGGAAUCCCUUGCAACACUUGCUGGACGUACUACCAUUGUUGCCAUUGCGCAUCGCCUCAACACUAUCCACCGUGCUGAUUGUAUCUAUCUCAUUGAGGAGGGCCGCUGUGUUGAACAAGGAACGCACGACGAACUGAUCGAGCGAAGCGAAACCUAUAGGAUGAGUGUUAUUCACCAGUCACUCGAGACAUAA
Messenger RNA from Penicillium macrosclerotiorum, 4050 nucleotides. Its product is annotated as ABC transporter ATP-binding protein. Gene Ontology annotation, biological process: transmembrane transport. Gene Ontology annotation, molecular function: ATP hydrolysis activity; ABC-type transporter activity; ATP binding. The record is from RefSeq and is a predicted model, not a curated record. The transcript has a single exon. Gene Ontology annotation, cellular component: membrane. Lineage: Eukaryota; Fungi; Ascomycota; Eurotiomycetes; Eurotiales; Aspergillaceae. The coding region runs from base 1 to 4050 and encodes 1349 amino acids.